This is a messenger RNA of Chelonoidis abingdonii (Abingdon island giant tortoise), 573 nucleotides long. RefSeq names its product olfactory receptor 52P1-like. The record is from RefSeq and is a predicted model, not a curated record. Lineage: Eukaryota; Metazoa; Chordata; Testudines; Testudinidae. Gene Ontology annotation, molecular function: olfactory receptor activity; G protein-coupled receptor activity. Gene Ontology annotation, biological process: G protein-coupled receptor signaling pathway. Gene Ontology annotation, cellular component: plasma membrane.
ACACAGAUGUACUUCAUUCACUGCUUCUCAGCAAUGGAAUCUGGGAUCCUUGUGGCCAUGGCUUUGGAUAGGUAUGUAGCCAUCUGCGAUCCCCUGAGACAUUCCACCACCCUGACAAACCUCACGGUGGCCAAAAUCGUUCUCACUGUGGUACUACGCAGCAGCAUACUCGUACUACCCAAUCCCUUCCUGGUGUGGCGGUGCCCCUAUUACAGAACCAACAUCAUCCCCCAUACCUACUGCGAUCACAUAGCUGUGGUCAAGUUGGCCUGUGCUGACAUUAGUGUCAAUAAUUACUAUGGCCAGUCUAUGGCAUUCUUCAUCACAGGUCUGGAUGGGUUUUUUAUCAUUGUGUCCUACUCCCACCUCUGUGUCAUUUUAGCCUUUUACAUCCCCAGUCUCUUCUCCAUCCUGACACAUAGAUUUGGCCACAAUGUGGGCCCACUUUUCCAUGUUCUCAUUGCCAAUGUGUACCUCCUGGUGCCCCCCAUGCUGAACCCCAUCAUAUACAGGGUGAGGACCAAAACGAUACGGAACAGACUGCUCUGGAUCUCUGCUUAUAAAGGGAUCUAA